Saccostrea cuccullata (small rock oyster) is the source of this 630-nucleotide messenger RNA. RefSeq lists its product as uncharacterized. The transcript has 4 exons. The record is from RefSeq and is a predicted model, not a curated record. Lineage: Eukaryota; Metazoa; Mollusca; Bivalvia; Ostreida; Ostreidae. The annotation marks the transcript as partial.
AUAAUCUACUGCAGUUAUAAAUUGCAGCAUUUGGAAAUUGCAACAGUCAUGCCUCAAACGGACAACAGUUAUGAACAAAGAGAUGUUCGUUAGUUACUGGGUCUUGUUUAUCAUUAGUUCGGCAUACUUUGGUUACGCCGUGGGUAAUGUUUUGAUGAGACGAGAUGAUAUCGACAUCUAUGAAGAAAAACCGGAUGACUUUGAAAUCUUAAAUGCUACAUACGAUUACAUAAACGAUACACACAUUGAGGACGGUUGCCCUGGCUUGUCUGCCUGUUUUUCUGAACCAUCGAAUGCAUCUGACCAUGAAGGAAAUAUGUACCUUGGAGAAAAUUUCUUCACCGAUUAUUGCAAGUAUGUCCAGGAACUUGUUGAUUGUGUGGACGAGUUGGAUAUUUUAAAUUCCCCAGGAUGUGGUGACCGAACAGUAUUCCUGUCAAUGUACAAGACAAAAGAAACAAGUCUUUGCAUCAAUCCUAUAUACCCUAUCCUAAGGAACUUGCGACAGUGUAUGAACAGCCUGAACAAGAAGCUUGAUAACUAUACUGAGACAGUGCUUACCCUAAUGGGACUCCCGAGACAGGAUCUCACAGAAAAUAAUAACAAUGUGUCCAAAGAGUCUUUCUGUGG